GCCAAUCACAUUGUUGGCAAAAGCGUGUCGGUUUUCAAAAGUGCUGGAACUGGCUUGGAGAUGUUUGUAUAGAGAAAAACGAUUAAAUGGUUUUAUUUUAUGACCUUUGGUUUUUAUAAGAGUUUUAAUGUCGACAAAUGGACGGUACAAUGAUCGGACCGGGACCUUAUAGGGCCACAAAGUUGUGGAAUGAAACCAUCCGACUUUUCCGCGAAGGGAUGCCGGUCAGACGUCACUGGGCUCAUUUCAGGAGUUAUGAUCGGAGUUUCACAGGAGCUGAGGGUGUUGACUUCCUCCACCAGCUGCUCAGACAAAACCAGAACUUUGGACCAGAGGUGACGCGCUACCAAACGCUGCAGUUACUCCGAAAGUUCCUUAAAAAUCAUGUCAUUGAGGAUGUCAAAGGACGUUUCGGGAAAGAGGAUUUUGAUGACAAUGGACGUCUAUAUAGGUUUCCUCCCCAGUCUCCUCUGAAACCUCUUCCUGUCCGUCCACCUGUAAGAGAUCACCGCUCAGUUCCCAGAAUUCCACGCUGGGAUGACUUUGAGGAAAUUCCAGUGCCUGAAAACAUACCCAUGAAACCUAUUUCUCUGAAUUCAGAGUCGUGGAAUAAGCGUCACAGCAUCGCCAUCGGUGAAGUGCAUGAAUGCAGAUUAAUCACGAGAAGAGAAAUAAACCCCAAACAUGUGGACCAGAUAUGGAAGUCAAUGACACUAACACAAUUACAGAAUGUUUUGGGUCUUCAGUCUUUGGACGGGGUACUAGAUGCCAAACUCUUGAGUCCAAAGCACAUCGUGCACAAUGUGUUCAGUGUUAACAAGCAGGGGAUUGUUGUCCUGAAGAAUAAAGCAGAUGAUGUACCGCACUGGGUUUUAUCUGCGAUGAAAUGUCUGGCAAACUGGCCCAAUGGGAAUGACAUCAGGCAGCCCAUGUAUCCAGGGUUCGAGAGAGACGUUUUUAAGACGGUGUCUGAACAUUUCCAGAGACUGAAAGAGCCACUGUUGACUUUCCAUCUGUAUGAAAUCUUUGUCAGUAUUUUGGGUCUCUUGCAGGAGCAACAGGUCGCGGUUGAAGCUCUGCAGGUUUGCUGCCUCCUGCUGCCUCCGGCCAACCGUCGUAAACUGCAGCUGUUAAUGCGACUGAUGGCUAAAGUCUGCGCUAACCCAACACUCCCCCCUCUGAACAACACUAUUGGAGCACGUACCCUGAUGGUCCAAACCUUCUCGCGGUGCAUUCUGGGCUCGGCGGAUGAGGUGGACUUGGACGAGCUGUUGUCCACCAAACUGGUGACAUUUAUGAUAGAUAACCACGACAGUGUGCUUCAGGUGCCAUCCAACCUGAAAAGAUCUGUUGAGGAACACCUGUCCCACCUCAGACGGACUCAGAUCAAGUAUGCCGGUGCGGACACGUCCAUGAUGUCUCCAGCACAGUCGUUCUGUAGACAGAUCAGUAGAGAGCAGUUUGAGCAGCAGAGAGUGUCUGGUUCUCAAGGGGCCAUCGUAGAACUUCUGGAGAACAUCAUACAAGACAAGAACAUGUCCAUUAAAGAUAAAAAGAAAAAACUUAAACAGUUUCAGAGAUCUCAUCCUGAUAUUUACCGGAGACGCUUUCCCACAGCAGAAAGUGAGGCGUCUGUUUUCCCCGACAGGCCGCAGAAAGUCAAACCCCAGCUGAUGUUCCUCACGUUGAAGAAACCCUUCCAACCCUUUCAGAGGAGCUGGAGCUUUCGUGCUUGAAUUUUUUUUUGUGGUUAGUACGUCAGUAGCCACGCGAAGUAUUAUCAAGGAAAGUUGUUACAACAUGUAUAAAAGACUUCAUCUCAUGACAGAUUACUGGACUGAAGUGUUGGUUAAAUAAAGUUUAAUGCUGUGCAUUGAAAUCUUUUGGGAAUUUGCCAAAAAUAAAAAAGAUAUAUUUUAUAACAGCUGAGCACAAAAAGGCGUCAGUAGUGUCUAUUGCUAAAGCCGAUGUUUAGCAUUUCCAAUUUGUUUUUUAUGAAGCUGUAAUUAGUCUUGUUUUACCUUCAAG
Triplophysa dalaica is the source of this 2028-nucleotide messenger RNA. It is a transcript of the gene depdc1b, whose product is annotated as DEP domain containing 1B. The transcript is spliced from 11 exons. Gene Ontology annotation, biological process: intracellular signal transduction. Lineage: Eukaryota; Metazoa; Chordata; Actinopteri; Cypriniformes; Nemacheilidae. The record is from RefSeq and is a predicted model, not a curated record. Bases 138 to 1736 code for a protein of 532 amino acids.